CGCAAUGGCACGAGUCUCAGAUCUUAUCCGGGACUCGAGGCUAGAGACCUUUUUUCUUCCCGAUUGUAGUGUGGAAACAGUCCAUACUUACCGAGAAUCGGACCUUUCUUUGCGCAGGCGCGUUGUUGCUAGAUCUGAACAUUGGAAACGACUUUCUAAAAUUGGAGGUGGUGCUUAUGGAAGUGUCUGGUUGGAAAAAUGUAUCAAAGACAGUCAUCAGUGCAAUCUACAAUCACUUCGAGCCGUUAAGCAGAUUGAUGUGGAUUCGCGAUUUGGUCCUAUCGAUUAUAACCGCGAGCUAGAAGCUAUUGCUAAAUUCUCGCAUGCUCGAUAUGUGCGAUGCUUUGUACGGUCAUUUGGGUGGUACGAAGGCCCCGACCAGCUAUUCAUUGCUAUGGAAUAUCUCGAACUCGGUGAUCUGUAUCAAUAUUUACACGACAAGCCAGCACUUCCAGAACUUGAAGCAAAAGAGAUAGCCUUUCAAAUACUAGAAGGCUUGGAAAUGAUGCAUGAAAAUGAUUUCGCUCACCGAGACCUAAAGCCGAGAAACAUUCUUAUCAAAGCAAGACCUCCAGACGAAUGGUGGAUCAAAAUUGCAGAUUUUGGUAUCAGUAAACGCAUCGAAGACGGCCAUGGCCAGACCUCUACUCUGCGCGGUACUCCUGGAUAUGUUGCCCCCGAGAUCUGGGGAUUUAUCGAGCGAGGCAGUGUAUAUGCGACUGACAUCUGGGCUACUGGGGAGAUCUUGUUCGAAAUACUUGUCAAGAGACAAGUAUUUGCACACCUUGGUUUGCUUUCAAUUUACGCAAACAAACAAAUGUUCCCAUCAGACCGGCUUGUCACUGCUGGUGUCAGUCAGGAGGGUGUCGAUUUUGUGUCCUCGCUGAUGAAGGCUCAACCGAAAGAUCGUCCCACAGCCAAGGCGGCUCUAUCUAAUCAAUGGCUGGCAACAAUUCCAUCCCCAACUUUGGAAGACUCUGAUUCCCGAGUAUCCAGUGUAGGGGACACGUAUGGCACUACUCCUGUACCUGAUCUGAACUCAUCAUCUGUCGAAGCAAUGACCGAAGAGUUUGCCUCGUGGGACACAGAAGAGCUGACACAAAAGAAGAUUCAACCUCGCAAGCCAGAUAAUGACAUCACGGUCUUGCUGGGCUACAACAAGACUACGCCCAAAAGUAGCACUGCUUUGAACUCCAACACCGCAUACAACGACGCCAUGAGUUACAGUCAAAACACCUCAAGAAGCAGCACUGCUUUGGACGGGUCUCAGAACAAUUUCGGCCAGACUGUUACUAUCUCCGACAACCACACCAUCUCAAGAAAGCCUGUGGCCGCUGAUAAAAGUCCCACACCUCCGCCAAUCCCGUCGAAGGACGAAAGUGUCAUUCCUCGUGGCGAACCUAGGAAUUCACCUGGAAGCACUAACGCCAAGGUCCGCGUAUCCCCUAAGUCGUCACCAUCGAAGCAAAGCCUAUCAUCAUGGUGGAAAGGGUUCAAAGCAAAUGCCCGAAAAGCCGAAAUAAAAGAAGAACCCUCCCAAGGCGUUUUUGGUGUACCGUUAGAUGUUAGCAUUAAAUACGCCAAUGUCGCACUCUCAUUGAUCAGCGAGGAAGGUGAUAGCAUGAUUACCGGAUAUGUGCCAAUAAUCAUCGCCAAGUGCGGCGUGUUCCUCAAGGCAAAGGCCACCGACGUCAAGGACAUCUUUGCAGUCAACGGGUCAUCCGAGAAAAUAAGAGAACUCGAAUUGAGUUUUGAUUCCCCGCCAAGAUACGGGAAGGGCCUAGAUUGGUCAGGCUACAGUGUGCACGAUGCCGCGAAUCUUCUCACUCGGUACCUGAUUCAACUCCCUGAGCCGGUUAUCCCAUUGGCGUUUUACCACAAAUUUCGAGCCCCAUUUGAAAUGUUAGGGCAGGACGAAGACGACAUUGAGGCGCUACUAGUGGAUCCCGCUGUUUAUGAGGGGGCUCUCGGUGCCUAUCAAAGCCUGGUCGAAGAGCUUCCUCGUAACCACAAGCAGCUGCUUGCAUACAUGCUUGAUCUUCUUGCUGUCUUUGCUGCCAAAUCAGAGCAAACUGGCAUGUCAACAGCUCAUCUUGUGGUCAUCUUUCAACCCGCGCUAUUGGCUCAUCCCUCACACGAUACCGUGCUCGAACGGAACAAGUUGAGCGGGAUGGUGUUGACUUUCUUAAUUGAAAAUCAGGAUCACUUUGUGGCAAGCAUUCGCCGGACUACCGCUGCCUCAAGGCCAAUAGUGACUGAGGGGCCAGGUAGUUUAUCACAUCAGUGGGCUGGAGCUGGUGGCUACUAG
Messenger RNA from Penicillium subrubescens, 2308 nucleotides. RefSeq lists its product as uncharacterized. The transcript has 5 exons. Gene Ontology annotation, cellular component: cell cortex. Gene Ontology annotation, biological process: regulation of fungal-type cell wall organization; activation of GTPase activity; signal transduction. Bases 5 to 2308 code for a protein of 767 amino acids. The record is from RefSeq and is a predicted model, not a curated record. Gene Ontology annotation, molecular function: GTPase activator activity; protein kinase activity; ATP binding. Lineage: Eukaryota; Fungi; Ascomycota; Eurotiomycetes; Eurotiales; Aspergillaceae.